Messenger RNA from Colletotrichum scovillei, 1230 nucleotides. RefSeq names its product tetracycline resistance protein from transposon. Lineage: Eukaryota; Fungi; Ascomycota; Sordariomycetes; Glomerellales; Glomerellaceae. Bases 1 to 1230 code for a protein of 409 amino acids. The record is from RefSeq and is a predicted model, not a curated record. Gene Ontology annotation, molecular function: FAD binding. The transcript is spliced from 3 exons.
AUGUCAAACCCCAAGAUAGCAAUCAUAGGAGCAGGACCUGCAGGAUGUCUACUAGCCCGCCUCUUACACCUAGCCAAGAUCGAAACAACCGUCUUCGAGAGCGAGGCCUCGCCAAACUUUCGAUCGCAGGGCGGGAGUCUGGAUCUACACACAGACACCGGGCUGGCCGCGCUCAAAGAAGCAGGCCUCUUUGACGAGUUCCUCAAGCACGCGCGGUACGACGGCCAGUACAUGGCCAUCGUCGACAAGAACAACAAGCCGUGGUUCGUCAACUCCGCGACGGGGCUCGGCAGCUCGCUACAGGAGCGUCCGGAGAUUGACCGGCCCAAGUUGCGUGAGAUUCUUGCCGAGACUCUUCCGCCGGGUAUGAUUAAAUGGGGUCACCGACUCAAGGAAGUCAGAGAAGACGGCAGUCUUGUGUUUGAACAUACUAGUAUUGGUGGUUUCGAUCUGGUUGUAGGCGCAGACGGCGCGUGGAGCAAGGUCCGCAGGCUUCUGGCGCCGGAUAUUAAGCCCUUAUGGACGGGGAUCAAGUUAUACGGCAUGAGCAUCCCGAACGCGGCCGAGACGGCUCCUCAAGUCUACAAGCUCGCCAAUAGAGGUAGCGUCUUUGCCAACAGCGACGGCAAGCGUCUCUCGAUUCAACAGAUGGGCGAUGGCAGCCUGAGCAUAUAUGCGUCGAGCACUGGCGGCGGCGGGGAGGACUGGGCGUCUCCCGAGGUCUGCGGGUAUGAUCCGCACGACCUCGAGGCAGUCAAGAAGGCGCUUCUGGUUUUAUAUCAGGACUGGGCUCCGGAGCUCACCGAGGCGAUCACCAAGGCUGCGGGGGAGUGCACUCCUAGGUCGCUUUACAUGCUCCCCGUGGGCUUCACCUGGCCGCACCGGCGCGGCGUGACAGGAGUUAAUGUUGCGCUUGAGGAUGCGAUGAAGCUGGCCAAAGCCGUCAUCAGCGCCGUUGCCGAGAGCAGUGAUGCAAGUGCAGAUGCACCCGAAUAUCUAGAUAAGAGGAUCGAGGCGUUUGAGAAGGACAUGUUCCCCCGGAUGGAAAAGGUGCAGCGACUGACGGACGAACUCAUGCACGACUUCAUGUUCACUGCGGGUUCACCGCGGACGACUAUCGCGAGGUCGAUAGCGAGGCAUGUCAAGUUCGAGACGCCGUGGGUGUUGCAUCCGUUGGCGAGUGCCAUGGUACACUCGUUCUUUUUCAUGCGAAGGAUGCUGGCGUCUUAG